AUGUCCUGUGUUAAAGAGGAGUGUGAGGAUGUCAGCGUCAUGGAGGCGCCUGGACUGAAGACUGAAGACGAGGAGGUGGAGACGGGUCAGUAUGGACUCUAUGUAGUUCUCGACUCUCGGCUCCUCCUAAUCCUCCAGACGCUAAUCUCUGCUCUAACGUCGCUCCCAGCACACCGGACCCUGCGGCUGGUCUCACAAAGCACAGUGUUUUGCUUGGCCAGCUACGUAUAUGGGGACUUGUCUUGUUUGGUGUGGACUUUUUUCAGUUCAGUCUAUUUGACAGAUGCCAAGACUCCGCCUGUACUCAGCCAUUUGAGGGAAGAGUGUGCUGCACAGAAAUCUGACCAAACCGCUCAGCAUGAAAGAAGCUCCAGUGAUUCUUCCCAACAGAAGGAUCACCUGAGAAUUCAUACUGGAGAAGAAGCUUUCAGCUGUUCACAGUGUGGGAAGAGCUUCACCUCUGAGAGAGCUCUGAAAUGCCACAUGGACGUCCAUGAAGGAAAGAGACCUCAUCAGUGCUCUCAGUGUGAGUGGAGUUUUGAACAUUUUACAGAUUUAGAACAACACGAAAAGACUCAUACUGGAGAAAAUCCUUUCGUCUGCUCUGAGUGCGGGAAAGGCUUUUCAACCUCAAAAAAAUUUGACAUCCACAUGACAGAACAUGCUUGGAAAAAGCCCUUCACCUGCACUCAAUGUGGAAAGGUUUUUUCAACAACAUGCUACCUUAAAAUUCACAUGAGGAUUCAUACUGGAGAAAGGCCUUUCAGCUGCACCCAGUGUGGGAAGAGUUUUUUGACCUCAGCCCAGUUUAAAAUCCACAAGAUGAUUCAUACUGGAGAAAAGCCUUUUACCUGCUCUGAGUGCGGAAAAGGUUUUUUAAUGUCAAGCCACCUCAAAACCCAUAUGAUGAUUCACACAGGAGAAAAGCCUUUCACCUGCACUCAGUGUGGGAUGGGUUUUGCAUGUUCUGCAGAGUUAGAAGUCCAUCAAAGAAUUCACACUGGAGAAAGGCCUUUUGUCUGUUGUCAAUGUGGAAAGACAUUUAGAGUAAAGAGAAACUUUAAAGCCCAUGUGAAGAUUCAUACUGGACAAAGGCCGUUUUCCUGCUCUGAGUGCGGAAAAAGUUAUUUAAGAUCAAGAGACCUGAAAACCCAUAUAAGGAUUCAUACCGGAGAGAAGCCAUUUACCUGCUCUGAGUGCGGAAAAGGUUUUUAUAUGUCACGCCUCCUUAAAAACCACAUGAUGAUUCAUACUGGAGAAAAGCCAUUUUCCUGCUCCGAGUGCGGAAAAAGUUUUUGUAAAUCAAUCGACGUCAAAAGACACAUGAUGACUCAUACUGGAGACAAGGCUUUUACCUGCUCGGAGUGCGGAAAAGGUUUUAUAGCGCCAAGCCACCUUAAAGCCCACAUGAAGAUUCAUACUGGAGAAAAGCCUUUUACCUGCACUCAGUGUGGGAGGAGCUUUUUUACAUCAUCUCACUAUAAAAUCCACAUGAUGAGUCACACUGGAGAAAAGCCCUUUACCUGCUCUGAGUGCGGAAAAGGCUUUUGUACAUCAAACGAUGUUAAAAGACACAUGAAGAUUCAUACUGGAGAAAAGGAUUUUAACUGCUCUCAGUGUGGGAAGACUUAUAAGAGAAAGAAAGCCUUUGAUGAUCACAUGUUGGAUCACACAUUAUGAAGCUUCUACAACCCCAUUUCCAAAAAAGUUCGGACGCUGUGCAAAAUGUAAAUAAAAACAAAAUGCAACGAUGUGCAAAUCCUUUAAACCCUAUA
Colossoma macropomum (tambaqui) is the source of this 1775-nucleotide messenger RNA. Its product is annotated as gastrula zinc finger protein XlCGF57.1-like. NCBI's taxonomy places the organism in Eukaryota, Metazoa, Chordata, Actinopteri, Characiformes, Serrasalmidae. Gene Ontology annotation, molecular function: DNA-binding transcription factor activity, RNA polymerase II-specific; RNA polymerase II cis-regulatory region sequence-specific DNA binding. Gene Ontology annotation, biological process: regulation of DNA-templated transcription. The transcript is spliced from 2 exons. The record is from RefSeq and is a predicted model, not a curated record. Bases 1 to 1680 code for a protein of 559 amino acids.